AUGAGCUCGGUCGAUCCUGGAUCAGUGCCGCCAUUGGGCGCUGUCCAACCUCAAGCAUCCAGCAGUACAGCCAACACAUCACGUAGCUCGCACGAUGCGGGGUCCAUCACCGUCGGAUCUUCUUCCCAAAACGUCUCUAACAACGGACUCACCAAUCGCAAAUCCAACAGCAAAACAUCACACAUCAACGACGAAAAGAACUACUCAUCUACCGAGACAACUCCCACCAUUGCUACAUCCUCAAAGGAAACAAAGAGAUGUGGCAGUCCAGCAAUGUACCCCCUCUUCGACGGCGACCUGCCGUGGUCUCAACGCUCUUGGGCAUACCAACUCGUCCCCUUCCGUGGAAUGUGGUAUGAUCUCCGUCGUCGCCAACCCUAUCUCGCCUCGGAUUGGACCGACGGCUUCGAACCACGCAACUGGUGGACCGUCUUCAACUCUGUCAUCCGGAUGUACUUUAUCAACCUCAUGCCUGCCCUCGCUUAUAUUCUGGAUAUGAACUACCGCACGGACGGUUCGUACGGGGUGAACGAAGUCAUCCUAGCUUCGGCCCUAGCUGCGAUCGUGUUCUCCAUCUUUUCCGUCCAACCGCUCACUUUUGUAGGCGUGACGGGUUUGAUCAAUUUGGUCAACUAUACGCAGUACAACAUCUUCGUUGGAUACUAUGGGUUCGAUAGGAUGGAGUACUUGAGGAUACAGGCUUGGUCGUUGAUCUGGGCGGCAGGAUUCCACUUCGUGGUGGCAAUCUUUAAUGUAUGCGAUUUCACCCGGUUUAUUACUGAUAUGACUAGCGAGACGUUCGGCUUCUACGUAGGCGUCAUCUACAUCCAGAAGGGAAUCGAACUCUUGAUCGAAGAAUUCAAUCCAUUGCCAUUGGACAACACAACAGGCUGGCUCUCAGUAACGAUCGCAAUCCUCUUCACCGUUUCCGUCUACCUCGUUGCCAAAGUGGGAAACUCAACAUACCUCCCCUUCCGCAUUCGAAACCUGGUAGCGGGGUACGCAUUCGCAGCUGGGUGUAUAUUUUGGACCGGCUUCAGCCAUUUCCCGAAAAACUCCUUGGAGAGGGUACCGAUAGAAAGAUUGCCUAUCACAAAAGCGUUUUUCCCAUCUUUGGACAGAUCAUGGUUUAUCGACUUUUGGAACAUCGAACUGAAGUACGUCUUUGUUGGUGCACCGUUGGGAUUUUUGAUCAUGUUGCUGUUCUACUUUGAUCACAACGUUAGCAGUGUCAUGUCUCAAGCGAGGAAUUAUCCUGUGAAGAAACCUGCUGGGUUUCAUUGGGAUUUCUUUCUGCUCGGAAUCACGACGCUCGUUUCUGGGUUUCUUGGUUUGCCGGCGCCGAAUGGGUUGGUUCCCCAGGCUCCGGUUCAUACCGAGACGCUUUCGGUUUAUGCUCAGGUGGAGAAAGACGAUCAUACAAAACGCAUCGCUAACGAGACCUCCUCCAAGAACAAACGCAAGAUGAAGACUGUCAAGCAACACCAUAUAGUAAACGUUCGAGUGGUGGAAAACCGCCUUUCGCACUUCAUCAUUGGUCUUUUAACACUUGGAACUAUGACUCGCCCUCUCUUGGUCGUACUCGGUACAAUGCCCCGCGCCGUAUUCGCCGGAAUCUUCAUCCUGGUCGGGUGGGCCUCCAUCGAACGCAACAACAUAACCAUGCGAACUCUUGCCAUCUUCCGCGAUCGUCAUCUCUCUCCCGCCGACGAACCAUUGAACUCUAUCCGCCGCAGUAAAAUCGCCCUCUUCGUCGGAAUCCAAUGGCUGUUCGCAGCAAUGACAAUCGCCAUCUCCGCUACAAUCGCAGGAAUCGGGUUCCCAGUGAUCAUCACACUCUUGAUUCCACUCAGAUAUUGGGUGGUUCCGAAGUGGUUUAGCCCGUUAGAGUUGAAGGUGUUGGAUGCGGCAACGGCGGAUGCGGAUGGUGUUUUGGCGAGUUUGGGUCAUGAACCGGAGAGAGUUACGGGGAGGGGAGUGGAGAUUGCGUUGGAUACGGGGAUUGCUGGUGAGCUGUACCCGAGGAAAGGGCUGGAUGAGGAGGAGGAGGGGAGGGGGGAUAAGUUUGCUUCGGAGGUGAGGGAUGAGUAUGCGAAGAGGAGUAGAAGGGUGGGUGGGAACGAUGAAGAGGCGAACAUUGGUGGUGGCGGGGGUGCGGUUCGGAGUGUUGCUGGGGUUGGUGGGCGUGAGACGGCUGAUCCGGAGAGGCAUGUUGCUGCUGCGUCGGGUGAGGGGAUUAUUGCUGGGGGGUUGGGGUCCGGUGCUGCAGCUGCUGCUGAGGAUGAUCGCAAAGAGGAGGCUGAAGAGAUCGCUGAGGAGCAAGAUGAAGAGCAAGAGGAAGAGGCCGAUAAGGGUAAGAGUAUCGAGCGAGAAGAGACGCCAGCUGACCCCGCACCUGCUGUUAUCGCUGCCCCUGCCCAACCACGAGCAUCUUCCAGCUCGCGGUCCGUCGACCAGGUCGGCCAAGCUACACCAACCGGACAGCCAAAGUCGCCAAGGAAACCUCGCUUCGUCUCAAUCGAGAACCCACGUAGAGGCGCUGGUUCGCCUCCACCGCCUGUGCAGUGGCGCGAUUCUGAUGCCUAG
Molecule: messenger RNA, 2586 nt
Organism: Ustilago hordei
Lineage: Eukaryota; Fungi; Basidiomycota; Ustilaginomycetes; Ustilaginales; Ustilaginaceae
Exons: 1
Coding region: 1-2586 (861 amino acids)
Biological process (GO): transmembrane transport; borate transport; monoatomic ion homeostasis
Cellular component (GO): plasma membrane
Molecular function (GO): solute:inorganic anion antiporter activity
Source: RefSeq, a predicted model, not a curated record